UAUUAAAAGAAGCAGUAGAGCAGCUUGACCUAUUACAGAACCAUGGUUCGACUAACAAUGGACCUAAUUGCUAAAAAUGCCAGUCACAAGAAUCGUUCUGAAGAGGAUUUUGGACAAUAUCUGCAAAAAUUAACUCAUCUGAAUUUGUCAGAUAAAAAUAUAGAUUCAAUUGGUGACCUCUCUUUCUGUAAAAAUCUGAGAGUUCUGUAUUUAUAUGAUAACCAAAUCAACCAAAUCCAGAACUUGGACUUUGCUUCAAACAUAACGCACCUUUACCUUCAGAACAAUCGUAUUUCAAGUAUAGAAAAUCUCUCAUCGCUGAAAAAACUUGAAAAAUUGUAUUUAGGAGGCAACUAUAUCACUGUAGUAGAGGGUUUAGAUAAAGUAGGAGAACUGAGGGAGCUACAUAUUGAAAGUCAACAUCUUCCUGUUGGUGAAAAGCUCCUGUUUGAUCCAGUAUCUCUUAACUCCCUGGCAAAAUCUUUGUCUGUAUUGAAUAUCAGCAAUAACAACAUUGAUGAAUUAGAAGAACUGGCAGUUUUGGAAAAUCUUUCUUAUCUUAAAGCAGUUGACAAUCGACUUAAACAUAUGAAGGAUUUGGAGGUUGUGUUAAAAAAAUGGACAAAGCUACGCAGAAUAGAUCUAACAGGAAACCCCAUCUGCCAAAAACCAAAGUACAAGGAUAGGAUUAUAGUACAGUCACUGACUUUAGAAUCCCUGGAUGGGAAAGAAAUUCAAGAAAUGGAAAGACGUUUCUUAAUUAAUUGGAAAGCCUCUAGAGCUGCUAGGAAAAAUAGCAAUGAAAGAAUGACUGAUGAACAUGCAGCCCAUGUAGAAUUUUCUGACUUAGAAGCAGCUUUAGUCACAGUUCCUUUUCACCCCACUCACUCUGUGAAAGAAAACACAGAUUUUUUAGAUUUGGCUCACAAGCAGAAAGUUGAAAGAAAACCUCUGCCAAGAAUCCGUGAAAGAAGAAGUCAGAUGUAAACUCGGGUGUGUUUCUCAAACAACUUCCUUUUAAUUAAGUUGGUUGCUGCUUGUCUGAAAUAA
This is a messenger RNA of Onychostruthus taczanowskii (white-rumped snowfinch), 1050 nucleotides long. It is a transcript of the gene PPP1R42, whose product is annotated as protein phosphatase 1 regulatory subunit 42. Lineage: Eukaryota; Metazoa; Chordata; Aves; Passeriformes; Passeridae. The record is from RefSeq and is a predicted model, not a curated record. The transcript has 7 exons. Gene Ontology annotation, molecular function: protein binding.